AUGACCUCAGACACAGAUCACACUUGUAACUCCACACAACACGCCGAAAAGGAACAAUCUUCCUCGUCACUGCAAUACGUCAAUGAACAAUUAGUACCAGGUUUUUCUUGGAUCAUUCAAGAUGAAUUGGCCGGAAUGAAAUUCCCAAAUGAAUCACAAUUUUACGAAAACUUAUUAUCGGAACCGUUUGGAGUAGGUCUAGUCAUUUGUGUCAAUGAGAAGUUACCUGCGUUUAUUGGCAAUAGCAAUUCUAAUAUAAAUAUUAGCAUCAAGAAAAUGCAUGUCAUAUCCAGUGUCAAUGAUUUGAAUUCAAAUUUAAAUGUUGCACAUUUCCCCAUUGACGAUUAUGGCACUCCAAAUAAUUUUGAAAUGGUUGAGAAAAUUAUCGAACUUGUACGCACUGUGAAAAGCAACACGAUACAAAAUAUGGAAAGUAAGGGAAUUGUGGUGCAUUGUAUGGCAGGAUUGUCUCGAACUGGAAUGGUUCUUGCAUGCAUUCUGGUCUCUGUGUGGAAAAUGACUGUUUCAGAUGCUAUCCAACUUGUGAAUCAAAAACGUGGAAAGAAUGGACGAGCUGUCAUGACCUUUAAACAAGAGAAAUUUGUACAAGAUUUCUACAAUUAUUGUAAUAAUAAAAUCUAA
Naegleria lovaniensis is the source of this 642-nucleotide messenger RNA. RefSeq lists its product as uncharacterized. Gene Ontology annotation, molecular function: protein tyrosine/serine/threonine phosphatase activity. The transcript has a single exon. Lineage: Eukaryota; Heterolobosea; Eutetramitea; Acrasida; Naegleriidae. The record is from RefSeq and is a predicted model, not a curated record. Gene Ontology annotation, biological process: protein dephosphorylation. The coding region runs from base 1 to 642 and encodes 213 amino acids.